AAAACAAAAGAUGGGGGCAUGUGACCCUGUAACCUGUAUGUCCCUCUCUCGUCCGCCCCUGCUCUCAACUAAGAAAGCAGUUAGGCCAAAAUGUUGAGUUUAAGCGAAUGAAUAUUAGUCGCCAUACUUGGAAGGAGAAGUCACAAGUAAGAAAUAGAUAAUAUCUAGUCUCAUGAGAUGAAGAGCAAAGGCAGCAUGAUAUAGAGAGCUGAAUGCCCCAUGAUGCAAGCCGGCUCAUCCUAGGAGGAUAAUUCACAUUCGUAGUCUACAUGCUGAAUGAAUGUUUAGGACCAUAACCCUUGAACUAAAUCAGAUAAGCCCAAUCCUUUUUCACCAACCGAGGUCCAAGAAGAAUAACAUAAGAACGAAGCCAUUUUAUAAACAAGGAUGCCAAGGGGAAAGAGAUUCUUUUGUUCGGUCGGUUCGGUUAACUUUGGUUGUAACCGGUUACUCUGGACAUAAAUAAAGAAACCCCUAAAUGAAAGUAGAGUUCGAGUGCGAGAAUGGCGAGUGGAACCCUAACCCCAAUGGGGACGCGAAGAAGAAGAUCAUCAUUCCCAGAGUCAGUAACCGUGCAGAUCAUCGCCAGAUUACCUCUGAGAAGCAUCGCGAGAUUCAAAUCUAUCUCCAAACAAUGGAGAUCACUAAUAGAAUCGUCCUACUUCCGCAGCCUCUUCGUCUCUCUCCACCGAAACUCAUCCUCCUCCUCGUGGUCUCUAAUGUUCCCAAUCAAGUUCAAAAAUCCCAUCACCGAAGCUAUAGGCUUCCAUGGGGAUCUCCCCAAAUCCCUAGCCUCUUAUCUCAUCCCUUUUCAACUGUACCCCAACCACUCCACCUUAGACUAUUACUACAUAGCUUCUUCAAACGGAUUGGUUUGGAUUGAAGUAUGCUUCGGCCUCGACGAAUAUCGCAACAUCGAAGCCAAAUUUUUCGUGGGCAAUCCCGUCACGCAAGAAUGGGUUGAGAUCCACCAGCCUCAAGAUCCUUCCACCAUCGCCACUAGUAUUGUAACGCGUGUUGUGAACGGCGUCGUUUCGAGCUUUAAAUUGAUUAAUACUACUUAUGAGGUUAAUGACGCGAACGAUGUACGUAGCAUGCAUGUGUAUUCUUCUGAAACAGGGGCGUGGUCUUUCAAGAGGAUUCGCUCCCCUGUUCCUCUCCAGCGAGCUGGUUUUAACAAGCCCUUGAUUCUCAACGGGACUGUUUACGUGUGGGACAAGAGAGUGGGUGAUGAUGAUACUGCCCCUGGAGUUCUUGUAGCUUAUGAUUUUUUCGCUGAAGAAGACGAUGAUCUGUGUCGGAUUAUACCUCUCCCUGGACUGUAUAACGAGUACGUUAGGAGAUGCUUGACUAGUUCGUGUGGAGAUGUUAUCUACGUUGAGAUAUUGGAUCGAAGAUUGAAGGUUUGGAAGCUGAAGAGUGACAACUCUGACGGAGAAUGGUGGCGGUUGACAAGGGAGGAGAUCGACAUGGCGUCUGUUGGCUUUGAUGUUAAUUGUUUUCCUUUGGGAGUUAACCCGUUUGAUACUGGUUUGGUCUAUCUAUGGAGUAGACAUCACAGCUGUGUGGUAUCUGGUAAUGUAAGGACUCGAGAGUUUACUCUUCGCCAGGAAACGGAGACUUGGAGUGAUGGUGAAGGUAAGUGGAGCAUUAACACGUCCGAUUCUAAGAAGUAUAUUGAAGAAGUAUAUGAACUUAAUACAGCUUUGGUCAUCACGUUAUCACAAUUUGUGCCCCCACAGUGGAUGGAUCCGGUGCCUCGCCCGCCAUAUUGACAUCCUUUUCUUGGUCUCACUUUCUCCAAUGUUUUUGUGUUUUGUUUUGUCUCAGUUUAUAGUAAGGACACUUUGUUUCGGGUCUGCUCUUUUGUGAUGACUUUGUUUCUCUAAUGUUAACUUGCAGUAUAACAUUUGCUGUGCAAUCUAUCUACUUAUUUUAUUUUGGGUA
This is a messenger RNA of Brassica rapa (field mustard), 1947 nucleotides long. RefSeq names its product F-box protein At1g49990-like. The record is from RefSeq and is a predicted model, not a curated record. Gene Ontology annotation, molecular function: protein binding. Lineage: Eukaryota; Viridiplantae; Streptophyta; Magnoliopsida; Brassicales; Brassicaceae.